Messenger RNA from Oryzias melastigma (Indian medaka), 1591 nucleotides. It is a transcript of the gene rex1bd, whose product is annotated as required for excision 1-B domain containing. NCBI's taxonomy places the organism in Eukaryota, Metazoa, Chordata, Actinopteri, Beloniformes, Adrianichthyidae. The transcript has 5 exons. Bases 1007 to 1459 code for a protein of 150 amino acids. The record is from RefSeq and is a predicted model, not a curated record.
CACAUUUAUAUCAGCAGAGCCGAUUCAUGGACAGACGGUUCGAUUAAAGGUUCGAUUAAAGGUUUGAUUACAGGUUUGAUCAAAGGAUGCUCUCAUUGGACUCCUGUAGUUUCCGAACAGUUUUUCAGAGUAAAACUCCGCGUGGUAUCAGCUGGUUCUGUUUGAGCGACUGUUUUAGGAUGGACAAAAGUUGUUUCCAAAUUUGAAGUUCAGGCGAGUUUAUUUGAACAUUUCAAGUACAAAUUCAAUUUAAAGUGUUUUACGUGAAACAUUAAAAUAAAGCUUUUACUUGAAAUGGUUAAAAGAGUGAUCAAUAAAGUAGAAUGAAUGAACUGAAUUUAAAGUGAGUCCAAAAGAAUCAAACUCGAACAGGUGAGUCAAAUAAACGGUUUCAGCUGAUCUGAGGUUUUCUGAUGCCAGAUCUGUGCAGCAUAGAAGCUGAAUACAGUUUCUCCAUGUUUGGUUUGGACUCUUAAGAACUGAUAACAGACCAGAUCCUGAUGGGUUGGGAGGUCCGGCUGGUUCAUACUGGGUCAGGAGGUCAAUGCCACCAAAAUAAAAUGUCUUUAUGAUUCAAAGAUUUGUUUAUCAGUAAACAUAUUAAUUUUUUCUUCAUAAUUAUUAGUCUUGAUUCAACCUGAACUUUGCCAGCGACGUUUCUUUACUUUCGUUGAAUCGAGACUUUUAAUGUUUAUUCGUGUAAAAACCUAUAAACGUUCAUCUUUAAACAUUUCUUUAGAAAAUAAUAAAAAAAUGCCAUGCAUAUUUUCAAAUAUCUAUAAACUGUUUAUUCACUCGUCCACAUAGUUGCAUUCUCAUUGACAGAAUUCAUGUGAUCCCACUUUGUUGUAGUCGCUUUUAUUUUGAAGGCCAGACCUGAGCACAGCAUUUCUCAUCACUUCCGGGUAAAGUAGCGUGGAGCUAAUCCGGAAGUAAGAACGAACGUGCUGCUCACAAACCUGUAAUGUCGUUAUUCUAACGCAGAAAGUGAACCACGGCGGAGAUCAUGGUCUCCACAGACUUCUCAGCAGUGAUCCAGAGGUUCUACCAUCUCCAGUCGGAGAGGAUGGAGACGUACCGCCUCUUUGAGGAGGGACACGAGGCCUACCUGAGGACGGGGCCCCACUACGACUUUGAGCACUACAAGCAGCUGGUCCAUGAGAUCACUCAGGCCUUCAGCGGCAUUUCCAGGGAGGUUCUGCAGAUCAAGGAGCGGCUGCAGCAGCAGUUUGACCGAGCAGAUCUUUCUGAGCACAUCGAGAAGCUGCAGAGCUCCGAGAAGGAGAAGCUCCAGCUGACAGCAGAGCUGCAGCUGCUCAGGCAGCGCGCCCAAGACCAGCCGGAGGACGGCGACUGUCAGGAGCAGAUCCAGCAGCUCAAACACAGGAUCAUCAAGAACAGAGAAGCUCUGAGCGAGAUCAUGCAGGACUUCAAGUACGAUUCAGAGGAGAGCGGCUGAGCGACUGAAGCUCCUCCCCCUACCUGCUAAUCUUCAGAGCUCCUCCCACCCAAACCUGUUUACCUUCUCAUGUGUACAGUUUGUAACUUUAAGAUUUGUUUACUUUAUUUUAAAAUAAAAUCUUUACCUACA